Neomonachus schauinslandi (Hawaiian monk seal) is the source of this 1833-nucleotide messenger RNA. Its product is annotated as zinc finger protein 300-like. Gene Ontology annotation, cellular component: nucleus. The coding region runs from base 25 to 1833 and encodes 602 amino acids. Gene Ontology annotation, molecular function: RNA polymerase II cis-regulatory region sequence-specific DNA binding; DNA-binding transcription activator activity, RNA polymerase II-specific. NCBI's taxonomy places the organism in Eukaryota, Metazoa, Chordata, Mammalia, Carnivora, Phocidae. The transcript is spliced from 4 exons. The record is from RefSeq and is a predicted model, not a curated record. Gene Ontology annotation, biological process: regulation of transcription by RNA polymerase II.
GCUCUUUUGGAAGAGAAGCAGAAAAUGACCAAGUCUCACGGUCCAUUGUCAUUUGAGGAUGUGGCCAUAGCUUUCACCAAGGAGGAGUGGCAGCAACUGGACCCUGCUCAGAGGACCCUGUACAGAGAUGUGAUGCUGGAGAACUUCAGCCACCUGGUCUCAUUGGGGCAUCCAGUGUCCAAACCAGAUGUCAUCUCCAAGUUGGAACAAGGAGAAGAACCAUGGAUCAUAAAGAGAGACAUAUCAAAUUGGAUCUGUCCCGGUAAAAAUCUGGCAGGUGGGAGCCAAGGGAAGGAGACUAGACUUGAAAAUCCUCAAUUGGACAUACUUGAAGGUGUUUCCUUCCAUAAGGAGAUAUUGGAAGGUGUAACAAGAGAUCAUUCAUUGUACUCCAUUUUUAAGGUAUGGCAGGAUGAUGACCAGCUGGAGAGAGAUCAGGAAAAUGAAGACAGACUUCUCAGGCAAGUCAUGGCCAUCAAAAACAAAACAGUUGUUGAAGAAUCAGGCUAUUCAUAUAAGGCAUUAGGAAAAAUGUUUCAUGACUACACAGACCUAGAUGCUUCAGGACAAGGACGGUAUACACGUGACUCAUUUGAAAAGAGCUUGGAACCGAAUAUAAACUUAUUCAGUUGUUACAGGGGUUAUGCAAGAAGAAACACUGGUGAGCAUUUUAGAUGUGGGAGUACACUUAUUUCUUCCUAUUCUAAGCAUGAAAAAAUUCAUAAUGGAGUGAAACACUGUGAAGAUAGUCAGUGUGGAAAGAUUAUCAGCAAUAAACAAUCUCCUAUUCAAUAUGUGAAUGUUGAAAGUGGAGAGAAGACCUGUUUGUGCAUUGAAUGUGGAAAAUCUUUUCUAAAAAAGUCACAACUCAUAAUACAUCAAAGAAUUCAUACUGGAGAGAAACCAUAUGAUUGUGGUACAUGUGGGAAAGCCUUCAGUGAGAAGUCACAUCUCAUUGUACAUCAGAGAACUCAUACUGGGGAAAAACCUUAUGAAUGUUCUGAAUGUGGAAAAGCUUUCUCUCAGAAAUCAUCCCUCAUUAUACAUCAGAGAGUACAUUCUGGGGAAAAACCGUAUGAAUGUAAUGACUGUGGGAAAGCCUUCUCCCAGAAAUCACCCCUCAUUAUACAUCAGAGAAUUCACACUGGAGAGAAACCUUAUGAAUGUAAUCAGUGUGGGAAGGCCUUCUCCCAGAAGUCACAGCUGAUUAUACAUCAUAGAGCUCAUACUGGAGAGAAGCCAUAUGAAUGUACUGUAUGUGGGAAAGCCUUCUGUGAGAAGUCCCACCUCAUUAUCCAUAAAAGAAUUCACACUGGGGAGAAACCGUACAAAUGUGCUCAAUGCGAAGAAGCCUUCAGCAGGAAGUCAGAACUCAUUAUACAUCAGAUAAUUCAUACUGGGGAGAAACCUUAUGAAUGUACUGGAUGUGGGAAGACCUUCUCCCGGAAGUCACAGCUCAUCAUACAUCAGAGAACGCAUACUGGAGAGAAACCCUAUAAAUGCAGUGAAUGUGGAAAAGCCUUCUGUCAGCAGUCACAUCUCAUUGGACAUCAGAGAAUUCACACAGGAGAAAAACCUUAUGUAUGCAGUGAAUGUGGGAAAGCCUUCUCUCAGAAGUCCCACCUCCCAGGGCAUCAGCGCAUUCAUACAGGAGAGAAACCUUACAUAUGUGCUGAAUGUGGAAAGGCCUUUUCCCAGAAGUCAGACCUUGUUGUACAUCGGAGAAUUCAUACUGGGGAGAAACCCUACCAAUGUACUGUAUGUGGGAAAGCAUUCAUUCAAAAGUCACAACUCACUGUACACCAGAGAAUUCAUGCAGUGGUAAAAUCAUAA